Messenger RNA from Melozone crissalis (California towhee), 3860 nucleotides. RefSeq names its product nuclear cap binding protein subunit 1 (gene NCBP1). The record is from RefSeq and is a predicted model, not a curated record. Bases 34 to 2418 code for a protein of 794 amino acids. The transcript is spliced from 23 exons. Gene Ontology annotation, biological process: mRNA export from nucleus; regulation of mRNA processing; nuclear-transcribed mRNA catabolic process, nonsense-mediated decay. Lineage: Eukaryota; Metazoa; Chordata; Aves; Passeriformes; Passerellidae. Gene Ontology annotation, cellular component: nuclear cap binding complex; nucleus. Gene Ontology annotation, molecular function: RNA cap binding; mRNA binding; protein binding.
CCUCUCCGCCGCUCCUCUCCGCCGCUCCUUGCCAUGUCACGGCGGCGGCACAGCGACGACAGCGAUGGGCAGCCCCACAAGAGGCGGAGGACGUCCGAGCCGUCGGAGAUCGAGGAGAGGCUCGAGUCGCUCAUCUGCAGGGUGGGAGAAAAGAGUAAUUCGUCUUUGGAGAGCAACCUGGAGGGCCUAGCCGGUGUUUUGGAAGCUGAUCUACCAAAUUACAAAAGCAAGAUACUACGAAUACUGUGUACUGUCGCACGUCUGCUACCAGAGAAGCUUACAGUUUACACGACAUUGGUGGGCUUGCUGAAUGCCAGGAACUACAAUUUUGGUGGGGAAUUCGUAGAAGCCAUGAUUCGUCAGCUUAAAGAAUGUCUGAAAGUCAACAUGUAUAAUGAAGCUGUGCAUUUAGUACGUUUUCUGUCCGAUCUCGUGAAUUGCCACGUAAUAGCUGCACCUUCAAUGGUAGCUAUGUUUGAGAACUUUGUGAGUGUGACACAGGAGGAGGACGUACCCCAAGUGCGAUGUGACUGGUAUAUGUUUGCAUUUCUGUCAUCUUUGCCUUGGGUUGGAAAGGAGUUAUAUGAGAAGAAGGAUGCUGAAAUGGAUCGUCUCUUGUCUCAGGCAGAAAGCUAUCUGAAACGCCGCCAGAAGAUUCAUGUACCCAUGCUGCAAGUGUGGACUGCUGACAAACCACAUCCACAAGAAGAGUAUUUAGACUGCCUUUGGUCUCAGAUUCAGAAAUUGAAAAAAGACCGUUGGCAAGAGCGGCACAUCCUGAGGCCCUACUUGGCUUUUGACAGCGUGCUCUGUGAGGCACUGCAACACAAUCUGCCUCCCUUCACACCCCCACCCCACACUGAAGAUUCUGUGUACCCGAUGCCAAGGGUUAUUUUUAGGAUGUUUGACUACACGGAUGACCCUGAGGGUCCUGUCAUGCCUGGCAGCCACUCCGUUGAGAGAUUUGUGAUAGAGGAGAACCUCCACUGCAUCAUCAAAUCUCACUGGAAAGAGAGAAAGACUUGUGCUGCACAGCUGUUGAGCUAUCCGGGAAAUAACAAGAUCCCUUUGAACUACCAUAUAGUAGAGGUAAUAUUUGCAGAGUUGUUUCAGCUGCCAUCUCCACCACAUAUUGAAGUCAUGUACACAACGCUGCUGAUUGAGCUGUGCAAACUUCAGCCUGGCUCCUUACCACAAGUUCUUGCACAAGCCACAGAAAUGCUCUACAUGCGUUUGGAUACAAUGAAUACCACAUGUGUGGACAGAUUUAUUAACUGGUUUUCGCACCACUUGAGCAACUUUCAGUUUCGUUGGAGCUGGGAAGACUGGUCAGAUUGUCUUACUCAGGACCUUGAAAAACCCAAACCCAAAUUUGUGAGAGAGGUUUUGGAAAAGUGUAUGCGACUCUCCUACCAUCAGCGAAUAAUAGACAUUGUUCCUGCAAGUUUUUCUGUCCUCAGCCCUGCUAAUCCAGUGUGCAUUUACAAAUACGGAGAUGAGAGCAAUAGGUCUCUUCCUGGAUAUACUGUGGCACUCUGUUUAACAAUCGCAAUUAAAAAUAAGGCCAGCAAUGAUGAAAUCUUCAGCAUUUUAAAAGAUGUACCUAAUCCAAACCAGGAUGAUGAUGAUGGUGAAGGAUUUACUUUCAACCCUCUGAAAAUAGAAGUCUUUGUUCAGACUCUGCUCCAUCUAGCUGCAAAGUCUUUCAGCCACUCCUUCAGCGCCCUGGCAAAGUUUCAUGAAGUCUUCAAAACACUUGCUGAAAGUGAUGAGGGGAAGCUUCACGUUCUGAGAGUUGUGUAUGAGGUUUGGAAGAAUCAUCCACAGAUGAUUGCUGUGCUUGUGGACAAGAUGAUUCGGACACAAAUUGUUGACUGUGCUGCAGUAGCAAACUGGAUCUUUUCUUCAGAGCUGGCACAUGAUUUUACCAGGUUUUAUAUCUGGGAGAUCUUACAUUCCACAAUUCGUAAGAUGAAUAAGCAUGUCCUGAAGAUUCAUAAAGAACUGGAGGAGACCAAAGCAAGAUUGGCCAGGCAGCACAAAAGACGAGACAGUGAUGAUGACGAUGACGAUGAUGACCGAAGCACCGAUCGGGAAGAUGGACCACUGGAAGAGCAGAUAGAGCGCUUGCAGGAAAAAGUAGAGUCAGCCCAGAGUGAGCAGAAGAAUCUCUUUCUUGUUAUAUUCCAGCGUUUCAUUAUGCUGUUAACGGAGCACUUGGUGCGCUGCGAGACUGGUGGAAUUGAUGUAUUUACACCUUGGUACAAGAGCUGUAUAGAGAGGUUGCAGCAGAUCUUCCUGCAGCACCACCAGAUAAUCCAGCAGUACAUGGUGACACUAGAGAACCUCCUGUUUACAGCUGAACUGGACCACCACAUUCUGGCUGUGUUUCAGCAGUUCUGUGCUCUGCAGGCCUGAGGGAUCAUCCGUGGACAGAGUCUUGUCUGCAGGACUUUAGUGAAAUUUUUUUUUUUUUUUAAUGGCAAAACUUAACAUGGGGAUGGAAGAAUUUUUUUUACUAAAACUGGCUUUCACGUGCUCCUGUAUACAACAAAAGAGUGUUCUAAAAAAAAAACAAACUGUGUAAGCAUUGUAAGCCUUAAAAGUUAUGACUAAUAGGGGAUAUUUGUGAAGUAAAGUAUUAAUUCUUUUUAUUGUCUUUUAAUUUAGUUUGACUUUUCUCUUCUCUAAUGGUAAUUUUAUUUCUCCCCUCUUGCCUAUAUAAAAAUCAGGCACACUCCUCCCCCAAAAAAUAUUUCUAACCUUGCAACAAAAGAAGCCAACCCCAAGCAAUUGAAUUUGUUACCUCUGCUUGUCCUUUAAAUCAGAUUAAUUGCAGAAAUGAGGAACAAUUCGUAGUGUUUUGUGAGUAUGAAAGGGGAUGCACCUUCUCAGUGAGCAGUGGGAUAAGUUCUCUAGUAUAUGACAUAGGAAAACUGUCUUAAUUUUGGGCAUGUGAAACACAUUUUCAAAGUAGCAUAGAGCAUAAAAAUUUGUUUUAUUACCAAGCCAGAUAGAUUUUCACAGUUUGAAAAAACAUAUAGUACAAUUGAAAUAUGUUUUAUAAAUGUAUUGUCUAGUGUCUUAUUACAGUAUCUAUAAACAGUUGUAGAGAAACUUCAUGGACCACUUCUGAAAAAUGCAAUUCUUAUUGCGUUGUGGUCAAGAAAUCAUGAACUGCUCUUGGUAGCAGUUCUUCUCUUUUAAAUAGAGACAGUAAGCAAGCGUUGGUGUGGAACAAACUUCUGACUUCCAUGCCGCAAGCCUUACCUAGGUAUUGGGAGCUCCAGCCCCAGAUGCCCCAGACAGGGCUGAGCUUGCUUUUUUCUUUCAGCCUGUAACUCAUUGGACUGUCACAUUUGUGCUGGGCUGGACCUGCAGGCCUGCAGGAUGUCAGAAAUCUUUCUGUUAGUGACAGUGGAUGAACCAAGUGCUCGCACCUCAUCUGGCUUGGCAACAACUGUUGCAUCUGCUAGGCUUCCCUCGCUUUAAACAUGACAGCAGCACGUUGCUCCCAUGUCUUGAUGAGAAGUGUUUUAAUGCUGAAUUAAGCGAUACACAUUACAGGAGAGGCCUAGACUGAGAACACAACUGAAAGUAGAGCAGUCUUAGUUUUAAGUUAGGCCAGUAACAUGAGGUACAUAAGAGCCAAACCAGAGUGUUCUGUACCACAGUGAGCAGCAGAGACACUGCCUUAGGUGCUCAGGUCCGUCAGCAUGCAGGGGGCUUCCAAGCUGUUUAUGAUCUCUUCAUUUUGCAGGUGAAUGUUUUAAAGAAUUUUAUACUCAAUGCUGUUUAGUUUUAGCUUAGGAAAUUACGUGCUUUGAGUAAUUUUGUUCCUGUACAAAUUAUUUUUUUUA